Molecule: messenger RNA, 1694 nt
Organism: Sebastes umbrosus (honeycomb rockfish)
Lineage: Eukaryota; Metazoa; Chordata; Actinopteri; Perciformes; Sebastidae
Gene: plaua
Product: plasminogen activator, urokinase a
Exons: 11
Coding region: 216-1388 (390 amino acids)
Biological process (GO): plasminogen activation; regulation of cell adhesion mediated by integrin
Molecular function (GO): serine-type endopeptidase activity
Source: RefSeq, a predicted model, not a curated record
GAGGAUCAGCACUGCAACACCAGAGCAGCUAGCAGCGUGGAUCUGAGUCCUGACUCAACACAGGAGCACAUCAGAGAGGAUACAGAGAGGAGAUAACCGUCACCUCAGCUGGAAGAAAUAACAAAGCGCUCCAUCAGGAUUGCAAGUUUGGACAGAAAGAGUCCAUCUUCAGACAAAAAUAUCCCCAAUAAGGAGAAGUAAAACAAGAAGUGAAGAUGAACCUGUUAGUCAUCCUCGCCACCCUUGCGGCCUUCAGCGUCGGCGUGGCUUUUUCACGAAGAGGGCCAAAAAAGAGAUGGUCACCUACACCCAGGGGCACUGACGGAGAGAUGUGUCAGUCCGGGGAUGGGAGCAGAUACAGGGGAUUUGUUUCCGAGACAGAAUCAGGCCGCAGAUGUCUCAACUGGAACAAGUUUGAAGUCCAUUCAGGAGCUUCUAAGGGACUUGGCAACCAUAAUUACUGCAGGAAUCCCGACCAGAGCUUGAAGCCGUGGUGCCGUGUCCGAAGAGGAAGGAGGACUGUGAGAGCAUUCUGUGAUAUUCCCAGAUGUUCUAAACCUCCAGCGGCUGUGGAUACAGAGCUGACCUGUGGCGAGAGGUCUGAGCGGAGGAUGAACAAAAUUGUGGGUGGUUCCUUCACACCCAUAGAGUCGCACCCAUGGGUCGCUGCUCUCUUUCAACGCAGCGGUUUCCUCUGUGGUGGCUCUCUCAUCUCGCCAUGCUGGGUCCUCACGGCUGCACACUGCUUCGCUGACGGUGCGAAGACUGACAUCCAGCGUCUGUCUGUGUACCUGGGGAAAACUGCCAUCAAUGACACCGAUGCUGACAGGGAGCAGAGCUUCACUGUGGAAAAACUGAUCAUCCACCAACAAUUCAACGAGUCCAACUUAAACAAUGACAUAGCCCUGUUGAAGAUCAAAAGCAAAAACGGAGGAUGUGCAGUGAAGUCAGCAUCUGCUCGGACGGUGUGUCUUCCUCCGUCUCACACUCAGCUUCCUGCAGGGUUUCAGUGCAGCAUCGCAGGAUUUGGGAGGGAGAGAUUCGGAGCGUGGCGUUACUCUCAGUACCUGAAGCAGGCCGAGGUGAAACUGCUCCCCCAGACUGACUGUACAAGUAAGUUGUACUAUGGAGAUCGCAUCACUGAGAACAUGUUCUGUGCUGGGAGCCCCGACUGGAGCACCGAUGCCUGCAAGGGUGACUCUGGCGGUCCGUUGGUGUGUGAAGCGUCAGGCCGGAUGUUUCUGUUCGGGGUGGUGAGCUGGGGCGAGGGCUGUGCCAGCAAGAACAAACCAGGAGUUUACACACAAGUCACCAACUACAACAAGUGGAUCGCAGUCAAAACAAAGCUCCCCAAAUACACCCACGGAUUCAUGUAUCCCACAAAAUGAAACUGUGGCAGAAAGACGGGCAUUUCAUCUCUUAAAGGAACGUUUGGCAGCAGUUUUGUAGCUAAUGGGCUCUUAAUGUAAAUUCAGAAUAGUUUUGCACAGUGAAGAUUUACUGCAACAGUUCUAAGUGAAUGUUUAACUUUAAAUAUGUUUUACUGUAUAUAGUGUAUAUUUUGUAUUACUUGUGUGUGAACUUUUUAUGCUAAGAGUGUAAACAAGCUAUUGGAAAAUAAGUUUAUUUAUCUAAUUUAAUUUAAUGAGCAUUUCCUCUUUUAGAAGGCUGGCCCUGCUGUUGAGCUUUUUUUU